This is a messenger RNA of Didymodactylos carnosus, 1008 nucleotides long. The record is from the annotation of a GenBank genome assembly. Lineage: Eukaryota; Metazoa; Rotifera; Eurotatoria; Philodinida; Philodinidae.
AUGAAUGUUACAACAUUUCCAUCACAAGACUUUUAUUAUCAUUUUGAAUUAAUUCAGACAAUUUCAAUAAUUUUUUCACCACUCAUUCUAACAUUAUGUGCUGUAGGUAAUUUUUUAUCAUAUCUCGUUUUAAUAAGUCGUCAUUUACGUAAACAACCAACGGCAUGUUAUUUAGCUGUUCUAUGUGUGAUUGAAAUUGGAACAUGUUUUACUGGUCUUCUACGACAGUUUUUAAUUGAUGCAUUUAAAAUUGAUAUAAGAACAAUGGAACAUCUGACAAUAAAUCCAUAUUUUCGUACAAUAUUUUGUCGUACUCAUAUUUAUCUUACGUAUGUAUUUCUUCGUCUAUCUCCAAUUAUUGUUGUUGUUGUAACAAUUCAACGUUAUUUAUAUGUGUCAAAAAAAUUUCCUUGUAUGCAGCAAAAAAUAUGUUUUCAAAUAUUUUUUAUUAUUAUAUGCGUUUGUGCAUGUGAAUCUCAUUUUUUAGUUUAUUAUGAAUAUACACUAUCGGACACUCGUCCGAAAUACGAACAAAAAAUGGAAUGUACAGUGAAUAAAGAAAAUUAUCCUAAAUAUUAUCAAUUUCGUAGUCAAUAUUAUGGUAAAAUAUCUCUAGGUUUAUUUACAUUGUUACCACUUAUUCUAAUGAUUAUAUUCAAUGGAUUAAUAAUACAAACAAUUCAUCGAUCAGCAAAACGUAGUAAACAAAAAAAUGCAUCAAAAAAACGAAUUAUUACACGUAUGCUGUUAACUGUUAGUCUAUUUUUUACCAUUUUAACAUCACCAGCUAGCAUUUAUAUUGCUCUUGCAUCACCCACCUAUCAGUUAUCACGCUAUUAUUUUCUACAAUGGACACUAUUAAGAUUACUUUUUUAUUUAUGUCAUUCUGUGAACUUUCUAUUAUACUGUGUUAGUGGUUCAAUAUUUCGUCAAGAGUUUUUGGCAAUUAUAUUGUGUCAAUCAUCAUCAUCGCACCAAAAACGACGUCAAAUUAGACAAGGCCAAUAG